GCAUGGGUGUUGAGGUGUACCCCCCUCUCCGGGGGACACCCCCACCCUCUCUGGGGCGUCCCCAUCCCUCUCUGGCCCUCUGAAGGGAGCUAGCUGGAUGUACUGGUGCCCCCUGGUGGCAGUGGGUGGUGAGGUAGGCACCCCUCUACGGGGGUCUGGCCCCCCUCUCUGGGAGUCCAGGUCGAGGAGGCUUCGAAACAGCAUCGUCGUCGUUCGCCGUCCCCCCGUCCCUCCUCCUCCUUCCUUCUUUCACUGUAAGGUCUACCUGUUGUAUUCGACGCAUGCGAUUUGAUCUUAUUUUCGUGGCCAGAUUUAGGGGCAGAUUUGUUUUGCCUCUUGCUCUCUGCACUCACGCAUGUGCAUCCGAAUUUUACGUCAUCUAGAUUCUAAAAAGCUUCUGAAAGCGACGUGGCUCCUCUUCGCUACGUCGCUGCCUCAUCUAUUUAUUCUCACAGAUAUUCGUUUGGACGCGUUGAUAUAGUAACAUAGCUCGGGUAAGAAACUACAUUUGAAAGAAUUAUUCUAGUUUAGUGGCCAAACUGUUAUAAUGGUAUAUACCUACGUCUUCUUUCAUUGUGGCGCCUGACUACAGUAGUUGGCUGGAUGUGUUUUGCUGACGAACCAUCAUGGACCAGGUUAUGCAGUUCGUUGAGCCCAGUCGGCAGUUCGUCAAGGACUCCAUAAGGCUCGUUAAGAGGUGCACCAAACCAGACAGGAAAGAAUUCCAGAAGAUCGCCAUGGCAACAGCGAUUGGGUUUGCCAUCAUGGGCUUCAUUGGGUUCUUUGUCAAGCUCAUCCACAUCCCCAUCAACAACAUCAUUGUGGGCGGCUGAACCUCUGGAGGUGUGAUACAACGACAGAACUACAAUACCCAGUGACCUGAGACAGUGGGGAAACAUGGAAUAGUGGUGGGGGGGAUGAAGGGAUGUGAUUUUUGUUUUUACAUUGUGUGCAUUGUUUAUUUGGCUGUGUUAAUAAAUUGAAGAAAAAGCUG
Messenger RNA from Oncorhynchus keta (chum salmon), 994 nucleotides. RefSeq names its product protein transport protein Sec61 subunit gamma. The transcript is spliced from 4 exons. Gene Ontology annotation, biological process: post-translational protein targeting to membrane, translocation; protein targeting. Gene Ontology annotation, molecular function: transmembrane protein transporter activity. Gene Ontology annotation, cellular component: Ssh1 translocon complex; membrane. NCBI's taxonomy places the organism in Eukaryota, Metazoa, Chordata, Actinopteri, Salmoniformes, Salmonidae. The record is from RefSeq and is a predicted model, not a curated record. Bases 627 to 833 code for a protein of 68 amino acids.